This is a messenger RNA of Phytophthora sojae, 1464 nucleotides long. RefSeq lists its product as hypothetical. Gene Ontology annotation, cellular component: endoplasmic reticulum. Gene Ontology annotation, molecular function: procollagen-proline 4-dioxygenase activity; L-ascorbic acid binding; iron ion binding. NCBI's taxonomy places the organism in Eukaryota, Oomycota, Peronosporomycetes, Peronosporales, Peronosporaceae. Bases 1 to 1464 code for a protein of 487 amino acids. The transcript has 3 exons. Gene Ontology annotation, biological process: peptidyl-proline hydroxylation to 4-hydroxy-L-proline. The record is from RefSeq and is a predicted model, not a curated record.
AUGGUGCUCAAGGCACUGCUCGUUGGGGAGGAGGAGGAGGUGAUGCUGCUGCUGGAGUAUGACUUUACGGCCCCAUAUUUUUUGCUGUUGGCCUUGAUUCAGCUGCGCGCCGUGUUGCUCAAGAUCGAGUUCUCGGAUGUGGCCGCGGCCAUCACCACCAGACUUUCGCUCGCCGACGGCGUGCCGUUGCUUCUUCUCUCGCCGCCGUCCAAGGGCCGCAAGCCUGCGACCACCUCCCCCUGGCACCUUCGCAGCAGCUCGUGGUUGUUCGGGGCGCUACUGGCCGUCGCCGUAGCAACGCUUGCGCGUGACCCGAAGACUCUGCAUCUCGCGGUGCGUCGCGCUCUGCUGGAUGGAAACUUGACAGCCGCGUUAUAUGGCCAAGCCGACGAUGCAGUGGACUGUAACGCUGCGCACCAAUACCUGACGGACGUCAUGCCCAUCAAGGGCUUCCAUGUGCUGUGUAUUGAAGCGCCGACACCUGACACGCUCAAGGUGACGGGCUUCAAGGAUGGAAUGCACGCCAACAGCUCGGUGGACACGACCACGGAUUUCGACGAGUUCGCGCGCGCCGUGGAGGACGAGAUGCUGCAGUUUCCCAGGCCCAAUGACGAGUACGCGUUGAAAUACAAGCAGCCAGCGGCGUACUUUUCCCCAGACGGCGAGAGGCUGGACAAGAACACCACUAUACUGCAGAACCGCAUCGUGUUCCUGUUCGAAGGCGGACAGUUCAUCUGGCCAGGCAUUCGCAUCGGUCACAAGACGCUCGUGAAGAACACCUUCGGUCGUGGAGAUCUCGUGAUGGAGACGAUCAGUAUGACCCCCCUCGUGUUCAGCGUGGAAGAGUUUCUGCGAGAUGACGAAAUUGAUGUCGUCUUGGAGCUGUCGAUGCCGCACUUGGCACCUUCGGGCGUGACGCUGCAGGAUGGCCACGAGAACCGCCCAGCCACGGACUGGCGCACAAGCACGACAUAUUGGCUUGAGUCAUCCAGUCACCCAGUGGUGCAAGACAUUGACAAACGCACGGCUGACCUCGUCAAGGUACCGAUUAGCCACCAGGAGUCCGUCCAAGUGCUGCGCUACGAGCACACGCAGCAUUAUGAUCAGCACCUCGACUACUUCUCGGUCAAACGCCACCGCAACUCCGCCGACGUGCUCAAAAAGAUCGAGCACGGCUACAAGAACCGCAUGAUCACAGUCUUCUGGUACAUGUCGGACGUGGCCAAGGGAGGCCACACCAACUUUGCGCGUGCUGGUGGCCUGCCGCCCCCGCCUACCAACAAGGGCUGCACGCAGGGUCUCAGUGUCGUCCCGAAGAAGCGCAAGGUCGUCGUGUUCUACAGCAUGCUGCCGAAUGGCGAGGGCGAUCCGAUGAGUCUGCACGCAGGCUGUCCUGUCGAGGAAGGCAUCAAGAUGUCGGGCAACAAGUGGGUCUGGAACAAGCCGCGCAGUGACUAUGACUAG